UUCCCUCUCCAAGUAAUGUAGCGUGGCUUCCACACUGCACACAACACCUCCUUCAUAUCACGUCCAAGGAACAUGUACUUCUUGAGGAGCACAGGAGUGAUAUAUGGCAGUAGAGGAGGGCCAAGGAGGAGUGUGGUGAGGUGGUGAGGGCGGCGGCGUGAGGCGCGUGUGUGGUGAUGAUGAUGGCUGGUGUAGCAGACGAUAUACUCGCCAGUGCCAGCAGCGACGUCAGGCGGGAUGGUGCACCAAGUCAUCUACGGGCUGAGAGGAUGGAUCGCCUUCGUGGCUUUUAUAGACCUGGGUAUGGCGGUACAGUGCUUCCUGGACGCCGACUCCUUCCUCGGCUCCCAGCUCUACACGGCAGGGGACAUUGCGCAGCAUGUGUGUGUAAAGCAGGAUGUGUGCAUGGGAGUACCCGGCGGUGCCCGGGGCCACGGUACAGUGAACCCGGCUAUGUCGCGGCUACUGGGGACUCAUCGGAUACUCAGCGCUCUCAUCAUGACUCAUUGUGCCCUCUGUAUUCAUCAUAAACCGAUCCUGAGUAUGGCGGUGUGUAGCUGCUUGCUGACGAUCGCCGCCAACGGUACAGAGACACUGUGGUACCGUACUGCGCCCAUCAACUUCUACACACUCUUCCCCGUCGCAAUUGCAGCGGUGACCAUCGUAGGCCUGUGUGUCGCUCCCAGCUUCCUAAAGAGCCCCGAGGUAGAGGCCGAAGAGGAGACUCACCUCCUUAGGCUGGGUCUUCCUCGCAAGAAAUGUUGGAACAAGAAGCGUACCUGAUGUUCCAGAGUUGCCAAGUUAGGUGGCUUGGUCAGAUAACGGUGGUCGAGGGGGCAACAUGAAGGUCACUGGGCGAGAUCCACUAGCUGGAUUUGGCUACACUGCUCAAGAGGUUCUGUUUAUGUCACAUUGUUUGGGGCUAGACUUUUGCUGGAACUGAAAUAAAGUUAUUUUUGUUAAUGAUCUGUAUUGUGCGUUCUUUGGCUCCAAGUAUUUUCAUUAUAUGCUUGACUUCAUACUUAGUGCGUCAGUAAAAUAUUUAAAUGAUCGGGAAGGUAUUGAUUAAAAAUUGAAUACAAUCAAAAUGUAAGUCAAUUACUGCGUGCCUAUUAGGCUUUUUGCAAGAUGAAAAUGAGAUUUAAGUAAUUUAGUAUUGUAUCUUUUUACUGAUUAUUAAUGCAGUAAACAAUGGAAGUACAGUAUAUAACUUAAUUACUUCUCUACUCAUUAGCAUUACGAGGCAGUAGCCUCAAAUAAUGAUAGCCUAGGACACAAAAUAAUUACACCAAUGAUAGAUUUUUGUAUGACACAAAAAAAAGGGUUUUGGACAACUUCUUCAGCACUUUCAUUCUUGUCAGGUUUUCAAAGGCAACACAAGUCAUGACUGCAUUUUGAUAGUUGCUAUUGACAAGGGAAAUAUAUAUGGCUUUAGCAUUUGGUAUGUGAACAAUAGAUACAGUUUGCAAGGACUGACAAAGAGCAGGCAAUGCCACUCUGCUACCCAGUGGAUCUCCGCUCAUUUUCACCACACACCAGAAAAGUGAUGUUAUUCAACACCUUUGCCUACAUAUGUAGUUAUCUUUGAUGCAAAUAAUAAUAAUAAUAAUAAUAAUUUUAGUUGAUUGGUACAAACAGCUGACUUAUAGCGAGACUGUAUUGCCAAUCUCCAUCAUUAGUUACAAACAUAUCUGUAACCAAUUUAGCUUUCAAUUUUUGAACACUAUCAACGUCAGUGUAUACAAGCAAAUAACAUUAUUUAAUACUCCGUAUGUACUUGUAAAUAACAUCUGUUAAUUUUCCCAAUUUAAGUUCUAAUUUUAAGCAAAUUUGUUUUCUUGAUAAAUUUGUAAACACGUUUGUAAAUAAUGCCAUUAACUCUAUUGCGAGUUUCUUCUAUAGGCAGAUCAAAUAAAUUUAUAAAGUCACAAUUUGUUAAAGAGACAAAUGUAAGUAGACCAAGACCCACUUGUUAAGUAAAGACACUGUACUUAACAGUACAUUUUUGCACCACAAAUUAUAUAGGCUGUGGCUCAGUCUAUGAUCUGAAGUGUGCUGUGUCACAGAGGAUGUGUCCAGUACUGUGUCACACAGGAUGUGGCCAGUACCGUGUUAUAGAGGAAGUGGUCAGUUCUGUGUCACAGAGGAUGUGGCCAAUACCGUGUUAUAGAGGAUGUGGCCAGUUCUGUGUCACAGAGGAUGUGGCCAGUACCGUGUUAUAGAGGAUGUGGCCAGUACUGUGUCACACAGGAUGUGGCCAGUACCGUGUUAUAGAGGAAGUGGCCAGUACUGUGUCACACAGGAUGUGGCCAGUACCGUGUUAUAGAGGAUGUGGCCAGUACUGUGUCACACAGGAUGUAGCCGGUACCGUGUUAUAGAGGAUGUGGCCAGUACCGUGUUAUAGAGGAUGUGGCCAGUACUGUGUCACACAGGAUGUGGCCAGUACCGUGUUAUAGAGGAUGUGGCCAGUACUGUGUCACAGAGGAUGUGGCCAGUACCGUGUUAUAGAGGAUGUGGCCAGUACUGUGUCACACAGGAUGUGGCCAGUACCGUGUUAUAGAGGAUGUGGCCAGUACUGUGUCACACAGGAUGUGGCCAGUACCGUGUUAUAGAGGAUGUGGCCAGUACUGUGUCACACAGGAUGUGGCCAGUACCGUGUUAUAGAGGAUGUGGCCAGUACUGUGUCACACAGGAUGUGGCCAGUACCGUGUUAUAGAGGAUGUGGCCAGUACCGUGUUAUAGAGGAUGUGGCCAGUACCGUGUUAUAGAGGAAGUGGUCAGUUCUGUGUCACACAGGAUGUGGCCAGUACCGUGUUAUAGAGGAUGUGGUCAGUUCUGUGUCACAGAGGAUGUGGCCAGUACCGUGUUAUAGAGGAUGUGGUCAAUUCUGUGUCACACAAGAUGUGGUCUGUGGCAGUGUUUCAGCACUCAAUCAGAAUAGCAGCAAUAGUCUAUAUAAUAUUAGUCCCUUUGUCUAAUAAUCUUAAUCUUAUAUGCACAUUACAGUAUUAUGUUGUACUUCUAAGAUAUUAUAGCGGUAUACUGAGAUAUUGAUAUAGGUGUCACCCAGCAGUAUACUGACAUACUGAUAUAGGCGUCACCCAGCAGUAUACUGAGAUGUUGAUAUAAGCCUCACUCAGCAGUAUAGUGAUAUAUUGAUAUAGGUGUCACUCAGCAGCAUACUGAGAUAUUGAUAUAAUUCUUGAUAUAGUAUUUUCAUUUCAGCAGUAUACUGAGAAAUCAAAAUCAUAAAAAAUAUCAAAAUAUCAUAAUUUUAUUAAAUGUUUCUCCUGUCAGUAAAUUAUUAAGAAUUUUAAAUAUAAUUGUAUAUUAACUUGCAUAUUUUAGUAACGUUUUAUUAUAAUAAAUCAAACGUUUCAGAUAUUAUAAUACAAACGAAAUAUUUACUUAUUUAUUUGAAUUUUAAAAUAUUAUUGUUUUUACCUUUUCUAGAAGCUUGUCAUAGUAUUUUUACUUUUACUCAAAUAUGAUCAUUUACUCAAAAUAAUAAUUUGCUGCUCCGUUGAAGCAGAGCACAAUAGUGCCGUAUUUAAUUGUUUUGCUUCAGUUACUGCUUAAUAUCAAUCUUGAUACUUCAUAUUUAUAUGCUAUAAAACAUCUCAAUUUAAAUGCUUAAGAUGCAAUCUAUUUCAGCUUACAACAGAAUAUUUCCUCACUAUUUUUACGUAAAAACACCCCAUUUAGUGAAAAACAAAUGAACAUCUUAUUUGGUUGUAAUUACUAGUCAUAAAUGACAAUAAAUAAGGUUAUUAAAUUUGGGGCUCAUUGUCAAAGGGACAAUGUUGAGGCCAUCAGUGGUAUAUAUAUAUAUAUAUAUAUAUAUAUAUAUAUAUAUAUAUAUAUAUAUAUAUAUGUAUAUAUAUGUAUAUAUAUAGCUCAAGAGAACCGUAAAGCACUGUACUUUAUAUAUCCGAGUUUCAUCAAUAUUGCCGAAUACAUUUAUUAUAUAACUUGUUUGUAUUAUGGCUCUGUGAUUUAUGUAUUAUGUGAUGUAUUUAUUGUAUUUUUUUUUGUACUGUGCCUUUUAAUGCCAAAUUUUUCAAUGUCAUAUCUCAUAUUAUGUCAAGUUAUUUAGGUUUUCAAGAAAAAUGUUAUUAGGAAUUUGUGUUUUGUAUCGAAAGUUUCAAUAAUUCACCCAUGGUUAUACAGUCAUAUUUCUAGCUAACGUGAAUGACACAGAAAGUAACUACAGGUACUUAUUAUAUAUUUACUAGUAUUACGUUGUUGCAAUAUUUUUUAAUAUAUAAUAAAUGUAAACUUUACAAUAUAGGGUUCCCAAAUAUCUUACAGGGGUGGGGGUGGGGGGAGGCUUGUAAAACAACCUGUCCUCACACUUGAUGCAGGAUAAGACGCAUUUAUAGGAGCAGCGAUCUCUAAGUUUGGUCGCUUUAACUAAGCAAACUCGCUUCAGAAAUUGCACGAUAGUCAGUUGGGAGACUGAACUGGUGUAUGUGUGUGUGUGUGUGUGUGUAAUUACCUAAGUGUAAUUACCUAAGUGUAGUUACAGGAUGAGAGCUACGCUCGUGGUGUCCCGUCUUCCCAGCACUCUUUGUCAUAUAACGCU
Messenger RNA from Procambarus clarkii (red swamp crayfish), 4585 nucleotides. RefSeq names its product ergosterol biosynthetic protein 28 homolog. Lineage: Eukaryota; Metazoa; Arthropoda; Malacostraca; Decapoda; Cambaridae. Gene Ontology annotation, cellular component: membrane; endoplasmic reticulum. The record is from RefSeq and is a predicted model, not a curated record. Gene Ontology annotation, molecular function: protein-macromolecule adaptor activity.